Molecule: messenger RNA, 4713 nt
Organism: Nomascus leucogenys (northern white-cheeked gibbon)
Lineage: Eukaryota; Metazoa; Chordata; Mammalia; Primates; Hylobatidae
Gene: INF2
Product: inverted formin 2
Biological process (GO): actin cytoskeleton organization
Molecular function (GO): actin binding; small GTPase binding
Source: RefSeq, a predicted model, not a curated record
CCCGCGCCCGCCAGGAGCCACGGUCCGAGCGUUGCGGAGCGCCGCAGUGGGCGCCGGCUGCCCGCAGCCCCUGACCCGGCCCCGGACGGAGCGCCGGCCGCACCACAGCCCUCUGGCCGUUGCCUCACCGGCUCGGCAAGAUGUCGGUGAAGGAGGGCGCACAGCGCAAGUGGGCAGCGCUGAAGGAGAAGCUGGGGCCGCAGGAUUCGGACCCCACGGAGGCCAACCUGGAGAGCGCGGACCCUGAGCUGUGCAUCCGGCUGCUCCAGAUGCCCUCUGUGGUCAACUACUCCGGCCUGCGCAAGCGCCUGGAGGGCAGCGACGGCGGCUGGAUGGUGCAGUUCCUGGAGCAGAGCGGCCUGGACCUGCUGCUCGAGGCGCUGGCGCGGCUGUCGGGCCGCGGCGUCGCACGCAUCUCGGACGCCCUGCUGCAGCUCACCUGCGUCAGCUGCGUGCGCGCCGUCAUGAACUCGCGGCAGGGCAUCGAGUACAUCCUCAGCAACCAGGGCUACGUGCGCCAGCUCUCCCAGGCCCUGGACACAUCCAACGUGAUGGUGAAGAAGCAAGUGUUUGAGCUACUGGCCGCCCUGUGCAUCUACUCUCCCGAGGGCCACGCACUGACCCUGGACGCCCUGGACCACUACAAGACGGUGUGCAGCCAGCAGUACCGCUUCAGCAUUGUCAUGAACGAGCUCUCCGGCAGUGACAACGUGCCCUACGUGGUCACCCUGCUCAGCGUGAUCAACGCCGUCAUCCUGGGCCCCGAGGACCUGCGCGCGCGCACCCAGCUGCGGAACGAGUUUAUCGGGCUGCAGCUGCUGGAUGUCCUGGCUCGCCUGCGAGACCUGGAGGACGCCGACCUGCUGAUCCAGCUGGAGGCCUUCGAGGAGGCUAAGGCCGAGGACGAGGAGGAGCUGCUGCGAGUCUCUGGCGGGGUCGACAUGAGCAGCCACCAGGAGGUCUUUGCCUCCCUGUUCCACAAGGUGAGCUGCUCCCCGGUGUCUGCCCAGCUCCUGUCGGUGCUGCAGGGCCUCCUGCACCUGGAGCCCACCCUCCGCUCCAGCCAGCUGCUCUGGGAGGCCCUGGAGAGCCUCGUGAACCGGGCCGUGCUCCUGGCCAGCGAUGCCCAGGAGUGCACCCUGGAGGAAGUGGUUGAGCGACUCCUGUCUGUCAAGGGGCGACCCAGACCAAGCCCCCUGGUCAAGGCCCAUAAAAGCGUCCAGGCCAACCUAGACCAGAGCCAGAGGGGCAGCUCCCUGCAAAACACUACAACCCCCAAGCCCAGUGUGAAGGGCCAGCAGCCAGCAGCAGCUGCUGCCUGCGAGCCUGUGGACCACGCCCAGAGUGAGAGCAUCCUGAAAGUUUCGCAGCCCAGAGCCACGGAGCAGCAGGAGUCCAUCCCGCUCCCACCCCCACCCCCACCCCCACCCCUGCUCCCUGUUUCCAGUGCCGAGCCCCCUCCCCCUCCCCCACCACCCCCCCUGCCCAGUGUGGGGGCUAAGGCCCUCCCAAUAGCACCCCCACCCCCACCCAUGCCAGGUCUGGGGGCCAUGGCCCCCCCAGCACCUCCUCUACCACCACCCCUGCCAGGCUCCUGUGAGUUCCUGCCCCCACCACCUCCACCACUCCCAGGCAUGAGAUGCCCGCCCCCACCCCCACCCCUGCUGCCUGGUAUGGGCUGGGGCCCUCCUCCACCCCCACCUCCACUACUGCCCUGCACCUGCAGCCCCCCCGUGGCGGGAGCCAUGGAGGAGGUCAUCGUGGCCCAGGUGGACCACAGCUUGGGCUCAGCAUGGGUCCCCAGCCAUCGGCGGGUGAACCCACCCACACUGCGCAUGAAGAAGCUGAACUGGCAGAAGUUGCCAUCCAACGUGGCACGUGAGCACAACUCUAUGUGGGCGUCCCUGAGCAGCCCCGACGCCGAGGCUGUGGAGCCCGACUUCUCCAGCAUCGAGCGGCUAUUCUCCUUCCCUGCAGCCAAGCCCAAGGAGCCCACCACAGCGGCCACCCGGGCCAGGAAGGAGCCCAAGGAGAUCACUUUCCUUGAUGCCAAGAAGAGCCUGAACCUCAACAUCUUCCUGAAGCAAUUUAAGUGCUCCAACGAGGAGGUCGCUGCCAUGAUCCGGGCCGGGGAUACCACCAAGUUUGAUGUGGAGGUUCUCAAACAACUCCUUAAGCUCCUUCCCGAGAAGCACGAGAUUGAAAACCUGCGGGCAUUCACAGAGGAGCGAGCCAAGCUGGCCAGCGCCGACCAUUUCUACCUCCUCCUGCUGGCCAUUCCCUGCUACCAGCUGCGAAUCGAGUGCAUGCUGCUGUGUGAGGGCGCGGCCGCCGUGCUGGACAUGGUGCGGCCCAAGGCCCAGCUGGUGCUGGCUGCCUGCGAAAGCCUCCUCACCAGCCGCCAGCUGCCCAUCUUCUGCCAGCUGAUCCUGAGAAUUGGGAACUUCCUCAACUACGGCAGCCACACUGGUGACGCUGACGGCUUCAAGAUCAGUACAUUGCUGAAGCUCACGGAGACCAAGUCCCAGCAGAACCGCGUGACGCUGCUGCACCAUGUGCUGGAGGAAGCGGAAAAGAGCCACCCCGACCUCCUGCAGCUGCCCCGGGACCUGGAGCAGCCCUCGCAAGCGGCAGGGAUCAACCUGGAGAUCAUCCGCUCAGAGACCAGCUCCAACCUGAAGAAGCUUCUGGAGACCGAGCGGAAAGUGUCCGCCUCUGUGGCCGAGGUCCAGGAGCAGUACACUGAGCGCCUCCAGGCCAGCAUCUCGGCCUUCCGGGCACUGGACGAGCUGUUCGAGGCCAUUGAGCAGAAGCAGCGGGAGCUGGCCGACUACCUGUGUGAGGACGCCCAGCAGCUGUCCCUGGAGGACACGUUCAGCACCAUGAAGGCUUUCCGGGAUCUCUUCCUCCGCGCCCUGAAGGAGAACAAGGAGCGGAAGGAGCAGACGGCGAAGGCGGAGAGGAGGAAGCAGCAGCUGGCAGAGGAGGAGGCGCGGCGGCCUCGGGGAGAGGACGGGAAGCCUGUCAGGAAGGGGCCCGGGAAGCAGGAGGAGGUGUGUGUCAUCGAUGCUCUGCUGGCCGACAUCAGGAAGGGCUUCCAGCUGCGGAAGACGGCCCGGGGCCGCGGGGACACUGAAGGAGGCAGCAAGGCAGCCUCCAUGGAUCCCCCAAGAGCCACAGAGCCUGUGGCCACCAGUAACCCUGCAGGAGACCCUGUGGGCAGCACACGCUCUCCCGCCUCUGAGCCCGGCCUUGAUGCUACAACGGCCAGCGAGUCCCGGGGCUGGGACCUUGUAGACGCCGUGACCCCCGACCCUCAGCCCACCCUGGAGCAGUCGGAGGAGGGUGGUCCCCGGCCCCUGGAGAGGCGUUCUUCCUGGUAUGUGGAUGCCAGCGAUGUCCUAACCACUGAGGAUCCCCAGUGCCCCCAGCCCUUGGAGGGGGCCUGGCCGGUGACUCUGGGAGAUGCUCAGGACCUGAAGCCCCUCAAGUUCUCCAGCAACCAGCCCCCUGCAGCUGGAAGUUCAAGGCAAGAUGCCAAGGAUCGCACGUCCUUGCUGGGCGUCCUCCAGGCCGAGGCCGACAGCACGAGCGAGGGGCUGGAGGACGCCGUCCACAGCCGUGGUGCCAGACCCCCUGCAGCAGGCCCAGGUGGGGAUGAGGACGAGGAUGAGGAGGACACGGCCCCAGAGUCCGCACUGGACACAUCCCUGGACAAGUCCUUCUCCGAGGAUGCAGUGACCGACUCCUCGGGGUCGGGCACACUCCCCAGGGCCCGGGGCCGGGCCUCAAAGGGGACCGGCAAGCGAAGGAAGAAGCGUCCCUCCAGGAGCCAGGAAGAGGUUCCCCCUGAUUCUGAUGAUAAUAAAACAAAGAAAUUGUGUGUGAUCCAGUAAGGCCUCAGGCCCAGGCCCAAGGCCAAGUGAGAGAGCCCAGGCCACAGGACAUGCUGCCAUUCUGCCAAGAGAGGCUCUUCUGGGGGCCAGGCUGGCACUGGGCCCCGGAAAUCAAAACUCCGUGCCUUACCCAGCCGGGGCCCUCCCGGAGCCUUCUUGGGGUGUUGUGGCUGGGACCCCGACAGGCACCAGUGCCCUGCCAGGCCUGGUGUCCUCCUGGACCGCCUGCACGUGCCAGCCUCCCACCUGCUUCCUAAAGGCAACCCUGGCCCACACCCGCAUGCGCCCGGUGCAGCCUGCCAAGGGCCAGUCGGGGGGUGCUUUGUCCUGCCAGUGUCCACCACAGCUCUGCCUGCCAUUCAGCCCAGCAGGGUUUAAUCAAAACGCAAUGCUUUGCAAGUCUUUACUGCUUGGAGGUGGCUGAGUUGGGGGCCCUGGGCAAGGGUAAGCCGGCAGGCAGUGCCGUGGCAGGCCAGGGUCCCCUCCCGUGGGGUCUGGCCCCCGUUCCAGCAUGUCCAGCCCCUGAAGUUGGAGUGGGGGGCGGUCUGCCUUUGCUGCCACUGCCAGGCCUCUGCCCUGCAGCUGAAACUUGGCCAUCACAUCAACAGAAAACCCCUCCCAGUGCCAGCUGCCCAGCGUGGGCGGGCCCUGGGGACAAUACAGGUCCACCUGAGGGGCUGCAGGGUGACACCCAGCAGCCGCUGCCCCCUCACUGCCCACCCAGCGAGGGCAGCCUGCCCGAACCUGCCCCCUGCCAGGUGUGUGCCCUGAGGCUGGCGGCUGGAUGCGUGGCCAAUAAAACGCAGACCUAGCCCGG